AUGGAACAGGAAACGAGAAGUGAAUCGCCCAUAGACACUAAUAGACAAGAGCAGUCCACGAAAACCUCGUUUUUGAUCGAAGACAUUUUGUACAGAGGACAACAGAACAGAAAUUUGAAGACUCCUGUAGCAGACACUAGGCGGAAUUAUGAAUAUGAAAGGCCUGAUCCGAAGCCCUAUUUUCCUGUACCAAAUGAAAUAAGACCUCACGUGCCCAGAGAAGGGUCGUACCUUCAGGUGGCGAUGGGGGCACUUGGAGCUUACUUACAAACGCCUAAUACUUAUAAAACUGUAGAAGCGCCGUAUUUUUUGUCACAAGGGGUCCCGUACCACGCACUGUUCACUCCCUCCGAGCUGUCACUCUCGGCCCUCAAGCACUGCCGACGGAGGAAGGCGAGGACCGUGUUCUCCGACCCUCAGCUCACUGGUCUAGAAAAGCGCUUCGAGUCCCAGCGCUACCUAUCAACGCCCGAGCGCGUGGAGUUGGCUGGAGCCCUCAAUCUGUCAGAGACCCAGGUCAAGACCUGGUUCCAGAACAGACGGAUGAAGCAUAAGAAGCAGAUGCGGAAGCAGCAGCAGCAGAGAGGGACAACAGGGAUGGAUUUCACCUCAAAACACGCGUCCCAUCUAGCAGAUAAUAGAAAGGCGGAAGACUCGAGGAUGUCCACAACUCACACGUCGGACUCAGAUUCGGAUCCCAGUGAUAGCGACAUCGACAUUGUAGGGGAGCCCAGCUACACAAGAUACCCUGGGGACACGUAGAUUUGGAUACAUCAGG
Molecule: messenger RNA, 778 nt
Organism: Ostrinia nubilalis (European corn borer)
Lineage: Eukaryota; Metazoa; Arthropoda; Insecta; Lepidoptera; Crambidae
Product: brain-specific homeobox protein homolog
Exons: 5
Coding region: 1-762 (253 amino acids)
Biological process (GO): regulation of DNA-templated transcription
Molecular function (GO): DNA-binding transcription factor activity, RNA polymerase II-specific; DNA binding
Source: RefSeq, a predicted model, not a curated record